This is a messenger RNA of Aspergillus neoniger CBS 115656, 1520 nucleotides long. Its product is annotated as class II aldolase/adducin domain protein. The transcript is spliced from 5 exons. Gene Ontology annotation, molecular function: actin filament binding. The record is from RefSeq and is a predicted model, not a curated record. Bases 96 to 1022 code for a protein of 308 amino acids. Lineage: Eukaryota; Fungi; Ascomycota; Eurotiomycetes; Eurotiales; Aspergillaceae. Gene Ontology annotation, cellular component: cytoskeleton.
CGCCAACUCAUCUUCCCCUCUUCUUCCCAGGACAUUCUAUUCCAGAAACCAAAUCGCAAACCAGAGAGAGGGUACUCUACUACUUACUAGUCACCAUGUCCGCUACCAUCACCGAAACCACCACUAACCCCGUCCCCGUCGUCGUAGCGGCCGACAACAACAGCUCCACCAGCAAAGCCCACAUCGAAGAUGCCGCCAACGACAAGGAGUUCCAAUCUGUGGCGCGAGGGAAUCGCGCCGGAACGCUCAAGCUACGGGGUAUUCCGACUUUUAGUGAUCCUGUGGCUAAGCGGCAGUGGAUGAAGGAGCAUAUGGCUGCUGCGUUUCGGUUCUUCGGUAAGAAAGGGUACGGGGAGGGUGUGUCGGGGCAUAUUUCUAUGAGAGACCCUAUCCUCAAGGAUCACUUCUGGAUGAACCCCUUCGCCAAGCACUUCUCCACCAUCAAAGCAUCGGAUCUUGUCCUCGUUGACGCAGAGGGUUACGUCACUGAGGGUGGUGCGCAGCUGCCCAUAAAUGAGGCCGGAUUCAUGAUCCACUCUGAAAUUCACAAGGCCCGGCCAGAUGUUAUUGCUGCGGCGCAUACGCAUUCCAUUCAUGGGAAGACGUGGAGUGCGUUUGGAAAGCCGAUUGAGAUGCUUACGCAGGAUGCAUGCAACCUCUACGGAAAGGUCGGUGUCUACGAAGACCACGGCGGUAUUGCCCUUGCGCAGGAGGAGGGUGAGCAGAUUGCCCGUGCCCUAGGAAAGGACAAUAUUGCUUGCAUUUUGCAGAACCAUGGUCUUCUCACCGUGGGCCGAACUGUCGACGAGGCGGCUUUCCUCUACUUUAGCUUAGACAAUGCCUGCCACACGCAGUUGCUGGCUGAAGCAGCGGCCGCGAACGGCGUUCCGAAGAGGAUCAUCUCGAAUGAAGUGGCGAAGUAUACUGCUGAUGUUGCGCAGAACCAUCACAACUUCUAUACCGAGUUCCAGCCUGAGUACGAGCUGAUCGUUGAAGAGACUAACGGAAGGGUUCUGCAAUAAGGAACGGUAUCUACUAGCAAAAGUGUUCGUAAUGUGCAUUCUACAUUUUCAUUGCAAUGUCUGCAGCCUUGAAGAUAAAACAACCCUAUUGCCGAAGAUCACAGAGCCUCCUACAACAGCACGUGUUUCCUCGUGCCACUUGAAUCUAAUAGAUGUGAUCGAUAGAUAGACAAGGGAUAAAAAAAAACCUAACUACCUCUCCGCUUCAGAAGUGUGGAAAAAGCAAAAAGAUAUGACAAGAGUGGGAUUCGAACCCACGCCAUCUUACGAUGAUCAGGAAGCUGUGAAGCUGGGUAUUAAGGUGGACCUUAACCUGACGCCUUGGACCAACUCGGCCAUCUUGCCUUGAUUGAUGAACAGAGCUGCUGUUUAUUGAUAUAUCUUCCAGAACAACCAAAACAGCAAUAGCGAGGUUGUCAUAUGGCCAUAAAUGUGCCUGAAAUAUCGGUUACAUGCAGUGAUUGACUCGUGUGUUAUAGGUGGGUCUUUUAUGGGUCC